Molecule: messenger RNA, 546 nt
Organism: Nannochloropsis gaditana CCMP526
Exons: 1
Source: RefSeq, a predicted model, not a curated record
AUGGAGCAAAAUCUAGGCGCGCUCCGGCGGACGUUGGACCGCUCCCUUGGCUCCACGCUCCUUAGCUUCGAGAAGCUUCUGCAGCACUAUGAAAGCCGAUCGCCAGAAGCGGACGUCCUUUUAUCUGUGGCCCGUAAGCGUGUCACAAAAUUGGUGCGCCACGGCCUCCAUCAACUCAUGACCCCCACCGCCGUCGAAUGGGCCAUCUACGCCGUCAACAGCACCGCUCUCUUGGUGGAGGAGGAAGCUGCCCGGGUAUUGGCCGCACAAGAAGGCUCGGCGGAGAACAGCUUGGACGUUCCGAGUUUCCAAGACAUGCAACGGGAAGUGAUGCGACGCAUGGUGGUGGUGGCGGAGGACGUGGAGGCCUUGGCGCAGAACGUGAUCCAGAACCGCUGGUUUCGGACCGGCUACAGCGACGAAGAACUGAAACAGUUGGAGGCGCUCUUGCAUGCCCGGGUGGUCCCUCGUUUGCUCCUGGCCGUGGCGGCUGCGGUGUUGCAUGGCUGGCGCCCUUUACAAGACCCGCUCCUGACCCUCCUCGUG